This is a messenger RNA of Ilyonectria robusta, 1197 nucleotides long. RefSeq lists its product as uncharacterized. The transcript has 3 exons. The record is from RefSeq and is a predicted model, not a curated record. Lineage: Eukaryota; Fungi; Ascomycota; Sordariomycetes; Hypocreales; Nectriaceae. Bases 1 to 1197 code for a protein of 398 amino acids.
AUGGCAGAUGGUCUCAGCGUAGCAUCUGGCGUCAUCUCGCUAGUCGCUUUUGCUCUAAAAUCCAGCACCAUCCUCUAUACGACCAUCCGUGACUUCCAGAGCCAGGAUAAGAACGCCCGCGCGCUCAAAACCGAGCUUGCCGACCUCAGAGGAGUUUUACAGUCACUUGCUGAAACGGUUAACAACAGUGACGAUGUCAACUUUAAUACCCUCAAACUUCCUUUACUCCGCUGCGGCAAGACCUGUAAGGAGUAUGGCGACCUUAUUGCUCGAUGCACCAAGCAUUCCAACUCAUCGAGGCCAAGCUUGCGGGAUUGGUUCAGCCAGCAAUAUCUCAAAGGAGAUAUAACUGACUUCAGAGAGAUGCUUGCUGGAUAUAAAUCCACUAUCACCAUAGCAUUAGCAAAUGCAAACCUACGGGUGGUUACGUCAAUAACACCCAACGCACUCGAAGAAUAUAGAGAUUUGAUACGCGAUACGACGAACGAUCUAGAAGAACACAUGAAACGACUGGAGGAAAGAGUACAAUGCUUGGCUGCUUCUGAGGUGGAAAGCCCUGUCCGAGAUGACCCUGCGUGGCUGGCUAUGCUAGAGGAGAAGCAGAAUCGAGAAACUCGAAUCAACCCGCAGUUCUUGCAGCAGCCCUCAGCACACAAGUAUAUUAGCGGUGGUUUGGGUGCCGCCAAAGGCUCUAUCCACUCCCUAAUAUCACGACUGCAAACCCACGAGAAUGACAUCAAUAGGAGAAUGGAAGCCAUGAGGUCUACGGUACCCUUAUCCGAGCAUGAAGUCACACAACUUGCACAGCUGCAAGAGACUAAGGAGAGCCUUCACCAAUGCAUGAGCGUUGUGGCUGAUGCGGGCGAGACUUUGACCAAUGAACGGUGCAACAUUUUCGAGGAUAUAACGAUGACUGAUAGUAGCUACGGCAUCUCGGUAUCGACUGUGAAAGACCUUGUUGUCGCGAGGCGACUCAACCUGAGCGGUCAGACGCGUUUUGUUGGUGGUCAGAUCAGCGAUGAGAGCUACCAGAGAACGAUUGACGACCUGACACACCUGGACCUCGAAAGCGUCAAAUCGGCGGAACAGGGCGUUGGGCAAACACCUCCUGCUCAUGGGCCAAACCAUGGAGAUGGGGAAUCGCGCGGAUUUAAUGACCGGCAUGGGCGUGGUUUUCAGCUAUCUAGCGAGCAAUAG